This is a messenger RNA of Aspergillus wentii DTO 134E9, 1303 nucleotides long. RefSeq names its product Chromosome segregation in meiosis protein 3. The record is from RefSeq and is a predicted model, not a curated record. Gene Ontology annotation, molecular function: DNA binding. The coding region runs from base 182 to 1108 and encodes 308 amino acids. Gene Ontology annotation, biological process: replication fork processing; replication fork arrest; DNA replication checkpoint signaling. NCBI's taxonomy places the organism in Eukaryota, Fungi, Ascomycota, Eurotiomycetes, Eurotiales, Aspergillaceae. Gene Ontology annotation, cellular component: replication fork protection complex; nucleus. The transcript has 3 exons.
GUUAGAUAUACAGUACCGAGCCCUCGUGGACUGGUUGAUCCUUAUUCCUUCCAGAGACCCCAUACCUAUAGGAUCUCCCGUUGUUUAAUUCCCUGCUCUAUGACCUUGGUCCGUUAAUACUUAAGGCUGCGUUAAUUUCUGGCAACUACAGCAACUGCCAUUAAUUGCAUUUUUGCCUACAAUGGAGGAAGACAAAUCAGAGCUUUUACAGACAUCCUCAUUGGAUCACUUAGAUGAUCUUUUUGACUACGAUGUUGGACUAGACGAUAUCUUGCAAGAGGCCCCAUCGAAAUCGAAUGCAAAUGCUCCUAAGCCGUCUGUGGCGCCUGAAGCUUCUGGUUUAGGACUGGGUCUGGACGAAGAGGUUAAAGUUUCUAAAAAACGACAACCUGUUGCUAAAUUAGACGAAAACCGAUUGCUUUCACAGCGUGGAAUCUCAAAAUUACGUCACGCAGCUAAAGCGAAGUUGAAGCUUAAGGGCAAAGGGCAUGAGUUCUCUGAUGCUGCACGCCUACUCAAUUUUUAUCAGCUGUGGCUUGAUGAUCUGUUCCCGCGUGCCAAAUUUGCCGAUGGCCUAGCUAUGAUAGAGAAAUUGGGGCAUUCCAAACGACUACAAACUAUGCGAAGGGAAUGGAUCGAAGAAGAAAAGCCAAAAACACAGACUGAUAACCGUCAGAAUACACCAGAGAGCCAUUCAGUCAGUGAACGUCCUGACGAUGCAGCUAUAAAUGAUUUUUACAACCCGAGUUUCACAAACGUCAAUAAAAAUUUCCCGCCAGACAUGGAUGGAGUCCUAGCGGGGGAAUCGCCAGUGUUUUCUGGUGAGCCUUCGGAGAUGCGACGACAGACCGGAGAACAAAACCUGGCGGAUCAGGAACUUUUCAUGCCACACAAAGACAGAGAUGUCCAGCAGGGAUUAGAGCAAGCUAUGCCUGGAGACGAUGAACUGGAUGCUCUCUUGAACGAGCAUGAGAGUGGAGAUCCUGAAUUUCACAAACUCCCAACCAUUUCAGAAGCCGGGUUACCAGCAAAUGGCAAGAGAUUUGAUGAGGAUGAUGAACUUGAAGCAAUGAAUGAACUAGAGACUCUAGGCUCCGUAUUUAAUUGACAUAAUAUUGACAUACAUAGUCCAUGACAAAGCUUAUCAUGCAUCUGAGCUAACCAAAUGUCUAAUCGGGAAUGACGCCUUUCCCCCUUAGUCUCGUUCGCUUGUUCUUUGAUUUAUCAGAUAAAUAACUGAUCAUCCAGAGAACCCCCCAAAUUUUUGGAUGGAUACCCCAGUUGUCCCCAAUCAUCUUUAAAG